This is a messenger RNA of Salvia splendens (bonfire salvia), 855 nucleotides long. Its product is annotated as putative F-box/LRR-repeat protein 23. Gene Ontology annotation, molecular function: protein binding. NCBI's taxonomy places the organism in Eukaryota, Viridiplantae, Streptophyta, Magnoliopsida, Lamiales, Lamiaceae. The transcript has 2 exons. The record is from RefSeq and is a predicted model, not a curated record. Bases 1 to 855 code for a protein of 284 amino acids.
AUGUUGAGUGAAUCCGAAGCUCCAAUUCCAGCAUGGACGGAAUUGCCCGAGGAUUUGAUGGAGAAUAUCCUGCAAAGGUUGUCUAGUGAAGAGAUACUGAAGAGUGUGGAGAAGGUGUGCACUACGUGGUGGAGAGCCUGCAAAAAUCCCGCCUUGUGGCGUGUGGUUUCUGUGGAUCAUCGACGCUGCACGCCUUUCCAGUUUGAGUACGUUGUCCGUGCCGCAGCUAGGCGUGGCCAGGCACAAUUGGUCGAGCUAAAGCUUUAUACUGUUUAUUCUCGUGUUUAUUGCUGUGCCGUGCUAAGCCAUGUCGCCCAACGAGCAAGUCAGCUUCGACGCCUUACACUAUCAGAGUUGGAAACAACCUUUUUCACCAGAGAUCUACAUAAUUUCCCACAAUUGGAAGAGUUGCACCUUUUCGUGAACCAGUUGCUCAAGCUCCCACAGUUUGAAACCAUCGGCGUCUCUUGUCCCAUGUUAAAGUCAUUUACAUAUGCCUGUUGGUAUGACUAUCUGGAUUUUGCACAGUUUGCUCAAAUAAUUACGAAAACCAUGCCUAAUCUGCGCCAUCUCCGGCUUUUUGUAAGGGAGAUGAAAGUUGAUGGACUAGAAGCUAUUCUGGAUGGAUGUCCCCACCUUGAAUCGCUUAUGCUUCCGCAAAGCUGUGGUCUUGAUCUACAAGGGCCUCUAGGAAAAAGAUGUGCUCGCCAAAUUAAACAUCUGUGGCUUCAUCCUGAUUCUUCGGAGUUUACCUUUGUGGGUCCCGACAAACAAACUCUACUUUUUGGUCCUAAUCAUCGUCGCCAAGAUAUAAUUUUGGAGAGGACUGAGUGGCGAGUUCAACUUAACAACUGA